CCUACCCGGAAACAGCACGCAGCGCGGAAGUACACAGGGGAUUUCCUCGACAGUGUGGGCACCUGUCUGAACUCUUCUAGACGUUUUCAUUUGAUUUACCUUAUCAAUCUCGAUUCAGACUUUUCAGCUUGGUGGUGUUGAAGAUGUUGGCCUACCUGAGCGUUUGUGGCUGACUUUAAACCGGCCUGUGUUUCCUUGGCGGAAGACCGACAGACAGUGAAUCUGUGCUAGCGCAGAGUCAAAACACUGUUAACGGCGUAAAGAAGGAUCAUGGUCCAGCCGCAGCCGUCCGGUGGCUGCACUCUGCAGUGGGAGCUGAACGGCGAGGAGACCGCAGGUUCGGGAGGUCAAGGCUCACUCAUGGCCAGUUCACAGGGCUCAUUGAGGGUCCCUGCUGAUUUAGCUGGAAAUGAAAUCGUUCAGAAACUCAUAACGGACAAUCAUCAGCUACGUGAGGCUCUGAAACGAAGCAAUGAUGCCCUCAAAGAGAGAUGCGAAGAGAUGGAGGGCUGGCAGAGGAGGUCAAGAGAAGAGCGAGAGUUCCUGAGCUGUAGAUUUCGUGAGGCCAGAGAGUUAGUGCAGCGGCUGGCGCAGGAAAAUCAGAGCCUUUUAGGACAACUAAAUCUGAGUGUCAGUCAAACAGGGAGUCUGGGCAUCUCCAAAGAAACUGGAAGUCAAGACCAAGAGCUGAAGUGCACCAAUGCAGAGAAGAAUGUCCUCAUAGACUCACCAGAAGUAUUAAAUGAAGCUGCACUGACAGACCGCGCUGAAGGAGACACUGACAGACACACAAUGCCUCAAAGUUUGCCUGCCGAGGGCUCUAAUGAUUUCCUGAAACUGCUGAAAAGCCAUAAAGAGAAGCUGGAGGAAGGCAUGCGGUCUUUGAGGAGGAAGAAUGAGGAGCUGGAGAAGGAGAAAGCAAUGAACGAGAAGGAGAGAGAGAAUCUCCUCACUGCACUGGAGCAGUUGCGCUCCAAACUGACUCAGAACGUUGGGGUUACUGAAGAGUCAGUCCAGCAGACGUGCGCUGUCACUGUUCCUGCAGAGAGCUCUCACUUGGCUAACAUAACUGAGCAGCUUCAGGCCACACAAGGCAGGUACAGGGAGCUGCAGGAGAAGCUGGACUGUCUUCAGAAAAACUCUUUUCAGAGAGACAGAACUGAGGCUCUGCUCAAACAGAAGGAGAAAGAGUUUGUUCAGGUACAAAAGGACAGUGAAGCGCUGAGAUUGCAAGUAACGUCGCUUCUCGGAGAGCUGAACGAACGACAAAACUGGCUGGAGAAGAGCGAAGCAGAGAAACAAACCUUAGAAGACAAGCUGGUCACGAAGAGUGAGCGUCUGCAGACUGUAGAGAGAGAGAUGGAGCAGCAGAAGAAGCAGCACAGCGUGACUGUAGACAAUCUUUUACUGAAGACACAGAAUCUGGAGGCCGCACUGAAGAACGAGAGGCUCGUCAUAGUGGAGGAGAGGAGGAAGCUGGCCCAGCUCCAGCAUGCAUACACGUGUCUGUUUCAGGAUUAUGACAACAAACUUAAAAGUGAAAAACAAGCCAAUCACAGGGGAGGAGAGGCAGAUACUCUUGCUAACAGGUUAGGGGAGGCUGAAAAAGCUCUGGCCCUCAAACAGGAGCACAUCGAUAAACUCAAGGAGGAAAUGGAGCAGCUGAGAGCUAAAUUAGAGACCAUACCAGUGCUGAACCAUCAGGCAGAGAUCUAUAAGAUGGACUUCUUGGCCGAGAGGGAAGCCAGAGAGAAACUCAAUCAAAAGAAGGAAGAGUUGCAGGAGGAUCUGAAUAAGGCAAUGGUUGAGAUUGAAAGAUUCAAGCAAGAAAGAACCUCACGAGCUCGCAUUGAAGAGAUGCAGCAGAGACACUUGGAGGACUAUAGGCCUCGACCUCACCCACCACCUCCAGCUGCACCUUUCCCAGGGCCAGCGAUGUUCAAUCCAGCCCAGCCUCCAUCUGCACGCAGAAGAGACGAAGAUCAAGAAGAGCUGCCAGAUUACAGAUGCCCCAAAUGCAUGUACAAAGCACCAGAUAUGGAUACGCUGCAGAUUCACGUCAUGGACUGCAUCCAGUGAGAGAACAGCAGACAAUCAGAUUGUUUAUUCUCCACACCUCGGCGAACUCUAACAAGAGAUAAUCAACAACAUCUAUCUGACGACUUUGAACAGUGAAUCAUGCUACAGAUGGACUUAAAGUAGACCUAAAGCAGAUGUUUUUAUCAUGUGGCCAUAGAGCCGCCACCAUGUUCCUGUACACUUAGUGUGUUUAUCUCUUUUAAAAACAAAAAAGCUCAUCUGUACUGCCUUUCUGUGACAGCAUAGUGUAAUGUACUGCACGUGUGAAUGUUUGUCUGCUUUUCGUCUGCACACAUCUGACAGUGACAAUGUUUCCUUUACACCAGUGGUAUUUGUUUCUCUGGAUGUGCGCACUCUUGAUUAUUACUGAUCAAGAGCGCCUGUAUUAUUAUUAUUAAUAUUAUUAUUGUGUGUUAUCAGCCGAAGUGAAUAUGAGAGAAAAAUCAACUUUGUACAGACUAUUGUUGUGGAGAGAUUCAAUAAAAGUAUGAAUAUAAUAGGGAUCUACUAAUUAGCUUAUUUUAAAUAAAAAUACAUGUAAGAGACACUCAAA
Molecule: messenger RNA, 2632 nt
Organism: Danio aesculapii
Lineage: Eukaryota; Metazoa; Chordata; Actinopteri; Cypriniformes; Danionidae
Gene: ikbkg
Product: inhibitor of nuclear factor kappa B kinase regulatory subunit gamma
Exons: 14
Coding region: 271-2079 (602 amino acids)
Biological process (GO): positive regulation of canonical NF-kappaB signal transduction
Cellular component (GO): IkappaB kinase complex; cytoplasm; nucleus
Molecular function (GO): K63-linked polyubiquitin modification-dependent protein binding
Source: RefSeq, a predicted model, not a curated record